Messenger RNA from Tremella mesenterica DSM 1558, 1035 nucleotides. RefSeq lists its product as uncharacterized. Gene Ontology annotation, molecular function: N-acetyltransferase activity. The record is from RefSeq and is a predicted model, not a curated record. The transcript is spliced from 4 exons. The coding region runs from base 1 to 1035 and encodes 344 amino acids. Lineage: Eukaryota; Fungi; Basidiomycota; Tremellomycetes; Tremellales; Tremellaceae.
AUGUCUACAACUCUGAACCCGCCUGGCGUCGUUCAACCGCAGCCUCAAAUACAACAGAAGCCAGAAGAACCAACUAUCAGGGGUUUAUUACCGAAAGAUGAAGAUAUGAUUAGGAUGUUAGUUGGACAAGGUGUCAUGGAAGGACUUGCUCGUGCCAAUAGACGUGUUUACACUCAUCCCCUUCUUCUCUCCCUUUGGAUCCUCAUUGGCGCUUUAUUAGACUAUCAAUUCUCUUACUUUCCUUCCCCCGAUAUCCCAUUAUCCACAAUAUACCCUCUUGUCGGUCCGGCACUCGUUGCAUUACCCAUUCUAGGCGUUGUGGAAUAUCUUCAUCGACCAAUCUUCACCAAACUUCUCAGAACGACAAUAGGAGCUCCUGAUCUCGUGUCACCAUCAAGAUAUUAUUCUCAACAAACCAACAAUGUAUUUCCUCGUGGAAGUUGGGUAUUCAUACAUAAAUCUGAAAUUGUUGGUUGUAUCAUGUUAGAUCAUAAAUAUCCAGGUCAGAGUUUAGGUACGGUUUUAGGUGAAGAUGAUGGGAUAUUAGGUGAGAAAGGUAUUUUGGAUCAAGUGUUACUUUCUUCCGAUAAAGAUCAAAAAUCAAAAUCGAGUGGUAAAAGUGUCAAAUCGGACAAGACAACAUCACGAAGAUCGUCGAAACAGGGAGUAGAAGAGUCAGAGAUGGAAGGAAGAGUGGUACAGAUUAGACAUUUGGAUGUGGAUUUACCAUUUAGAAGACAUAAGAUCGGAACGGAACUCUUGGCUCAUUCUCUUGAUCAAAAAGGGAAGGAUAUCUCCAAGAAAGAAAAUGGAGAGUCAGAAAUGAUGGUGAUAGUCUUUACGAAUCCUUUCACUCCUGGUGGAGAAAAGUUUUGGCGUAAAGCGGGUUUCAGACCUUUGUCCGAUGUACAAACAGAGGGAUGGGAACGAUCGGAGAAAGUCGGAUUGUUUGGUUGGAGAGGGAGAUGGAUGGGGAUCAGAAGGGUCGAAUGGGAGGAAAGGAGGAAAACUAUAUUUGACAAACGGUCAACUUAG